Messenger RNA from Pseudogymnoascus verrucosus, 638 nucleotides. Its product is annotated as type I protein arginine N-methyltransferase Rmt1. The transcript has 2 exons. Lineage: Eukaryota; Fungi; Ascomycota; Leotiomycetes; Thelebolales; Thelebolaceae. The record is from RefSeq and is a predicted model, not a curated record. The coding region runs from base 26 to 409 and encodes 127 amino acids. Gene Ontology annotation, biological process: peptidyl-glutamine methylation; rRNA (guanine-N7)-methylation; tRNA methylation. Gene Ontology annotation, molecular function: protein heterodimerization activity.
CCCCCACCACCGCGCGCCCGCAACAAUGAAGGUCCUAACCCUCAACUUCCUCACCUGCGCCGUCAAGGCCUGCAAGUCCUCCUCCGCCUCCUUCCCACUACACCCCAAGGACGCCGAGCUUGUCUCCGAGGACCUGCCUACGAACGCGAAGCUGCUGGCGAACUUGCUGCCGAGACUGGAUUGGGAGGCGCUUUCUACUAUCUCUGCUGAGCUUGGACUCCCCGCCCUUCCACCCACCGCCCCGGCGCCGGAGGACCUCGCUACCGAUGAGCAGCUGCUGAAGGACUUGCAUGUCCUGUUGAUGGAGACGCAGAUUAGCGCUGGAAAGCUGGUAUGCGCGAACUGUGGACACGAGUACGUCGUUAGGGAAGGUGUUGCGAACUUCCUGCUGCCGGAUCACUUGGUUUAAGGGGCGAUGCGAAGACAGGGAGGGGUAGAUAGAAAGAGAAAAAGGGCGGCGUUGGGCGUUGGGGUGGACUUUCGUGAAUGCAUGCAUAACUUGGGAGGAUGAUAGAGAAUGGGGUUGGUUGUAUGCCGAAUACCAGGAGAAGAAAGCGUAUAGAUCAAAAAUCACAUCAAACAUAUCAGAAACGAGCAAUCACAAGGGACGAGAACAAAGAUCAUGUUCUACAAUGCCU